AUGGUGAAGGCGUAUUUGCGCUACGCCCACGAGGAGGCGUUUGGCCUCAUCGCGUCUCCGCACGCGAACGUUUCUUUCUUCUCUCCUGCUUCCUCCCCUGCGACUCGGCCUUCCGCACCCUACGUGCUGACCUGCAGCGGGGCGUCGGUGCUUCUCUGGAGCUCCAACCGCCAGUGUCAGCUUGCGUGUUUCGUGCCGCCGGCGGCCUCGACGGCCCACUACGCUGCGCGUCUGGCGCUUUCCUCUUCGCACUCGCACCUCGCAGUGGGCUACAGCGACGGCAGCGUGUUGGUCUGGGAGACGCCGUCGGCCUCCGCGCUCGCGGCGCUGCCCUCUGGUGCCCAGCCGCUGAAGUCUGCGCCGCUGCUCACGCUCCGCGGCCACCGCAGCGCAGUCACGGCGCUCUGCUGGGGCUUCGCGGGUGAAGAGACGAAUCACUUUUUCGCGGGGGGGGCUGCGGCGCGCACCGCGGACGCAAGCUUUGAGACGCUUCUCGUGUCCGCAUCCGCCGACGGAGACAUCAUCGUCUGGGACCGCGUCGCGGGCGUCGGGCUCCACAGGCUCCACGGGCACGCCGCACCCGUCACGCAGGUGGUCGCCCUGCGCCGUCGAGUCCGCAGAGGGAACUUUGCGGAGAGCGUCGCGAACGCGCAAGCCGAGCCGAAGAAGCGAAGGCGAAACGGCGCGAAUAACGCGGAGGCUGAAGACGGAGAGGCGAGCGACGCGCAGACGGUGCGCCGCAAGUCCAGGGGCUCCGUAGCCGAAGCUGCAGACGCCGCGGGGGCCGGUUCUGCGGCGCUGGAGGCGGAGAGCGGAGGAGGCGACUCGCGCGAAGGGAGAACGGGCGACCACACGCUCCCCGGCUCCGGGUUGCUUCUCAUCUCCUGUGGAAAGGACGGACUCUUGAAAAUCUGGGACGCCGACCUCGAGCUCUGUCUGCAGACCGUAGUCGACACGCUCGCCGGCGCCUCAGGCGCCGGCGAGGCUUGCAGCCUCGCGGUGAACCGCCAGCAGACGCGCCUCGUGGUCGGGUGCAGCGACCACAUGCUGCGCGUCUACGCGCUGCACGGCUUCUGUGCGUCGUCGUCGCGGUCUUCGGCGCCGUCGGCGAAGCAUGGAGAGAGCGACAGCGCGGAGGGCGCUCUGGUGAAUCCUCACACCGGCCUGCGCUGCGUGGCAUCGUUUCUCGGGUUCCUCAAGCGCCCCGCUGGCGGCCAGAAGAAGACGACCUGCAUGCACUUCCUCGCGUGGGGAGGCGCGGCGAGAGAGCUGGGCGACCACGACGCGAACGAGGGAGAUGAAGAAGAGGAGGAAGACGAGGGAGGCGUGUUGGUCGUCGGCAGCGGCAACAGCCGCGCCAUAGAGAUCUUCAAGGUCUGCGGCGAGGCGGAGCGCAAGAGACGGAUGAAGCGCCGGAAGAAGCGCGCCGAAGAGAAGAAAAAGAAGCGAGACCAGAAGCUGCGCGAGGCGCCCAGCGCUCAUGUGAGCCUCGAGGAGGAAGAGGACAAGGAAGCAGACAGUGCCGAACGCGUCACCGACGAGUUCGUCUUCCUCUCGCGACUCCACACCGCCAGCGUCAUCAAGGCUUUCCAUCUGCAAGGAGCACGCAGCCCCCACAAAGGCGCGCCCUCUGAGCGCCAAACUGGGAAAAAAGCGAGCAAGGCGAAAGCCCAGACGCGAGGCACAGAAAAACAAAUCGAAGUGGUGUUGGGCCUAGCGGACAAUGCCUUCGAAGUUUGGAGAGUCGACGUCCAGUGCCUCGCCGACCGACUGGCUCAGAAGGAGAGCGAGACGGGCGGCAGCAAGCAGGACACCGAUGCGUUUUUCAAGCAGCUCUCGCGUGUCUCCGUCGCAGGGCACCGAGGCACGCUGCGCCAGCUGGCUGUCAGCCACGACAGCUCCUAUCUGCUCUCCAUCGCAGACGAGGGCUUCAAGGUCUGGACGACGCACUCGAGGCAAUGUGUGAAGAGCGUCAUCGUCGACUUGCCGCUCUGCGGCUUCUUCGUCGCCGGAAACGACCACGUGGUGGUGGGGACGAAGGGCGGCGACCUGCUUCUGUACGACGUGGGCGCGUGCGCUGUGCGGCAGCACCUCGCGCAGGCCCACGGAGGAGCCGUCAAUGCGCUCGCGGAGCACCCCAAGCACACAGGUUUCGCGUCGAUUUCUGCGGACAAGAGCGUCAAGUUGUUCGUCUUUCACCUGGCGAGCGACGAGGCGGACGAGCCGAGGGCGAAGAAGGCGUCGGCGUCCUUCUUGCAGUGUCGGCAAGUGGGCAGCGUGCCCCUGCCCGAUCAGGGUAUCGACGUUCGCUACACGAUGAACGGCAAGUUUCUGAUUUGCGCGCUGCUGGACAUGACGAUUCUCGUCUUCUACGCCGACACCUGCAAGCUAUUCCUCUCGCUGUACGGACACCACCUCCCCGUCCUCUCGCUCUCGGUCUCCUCAGACAGCACACUGCUCGCGACCGGCAGCGCAGACAAAACUGUGAAAAUCUGGGGACUCGACUUCGGCAACAUUCAACAGAGUCUCCUAGCGCACGACGACGCCGUCACUCAGGUUGUCUUUCUCUUCGGCACACACUACCUGCUGUCGGCGUCUGCGGACGCCUCGCUGAAGCUGUGGGACGUGGAUCGGCGGGCGUGUCUGGUCUCGAUUCUGCCCUCGGUGUCGCACUCGCCGCUGCGCUGCCUGGUCGCCAGCCAGGACGGCGACCGCAUCUUCGCCGCGGACGCCACGCGGCUGCUGCAGUCCUGGCGCCGCACAGGGGAGCAGAUGUUCGCAGAAGAAGAGGAAGAACGACGCUGGGAAGAGAACGCCGAGCGCGAGGCCCUCCGCGAGGACGCCGUCCUCACCAGCACCGCCACCAGCGCGACCGUCGUCAUGGAUCGAGCCAGCAAACGCACCAUGGAGUCCGUCCGCUCGACUGAGCGCCUCAUGGAGGUUCUCGAUGAAGCGCGCGAGCAGCAAGAAGCAGACGAGGCGUACGCGUCUGCGUUGCUCGCGUGGGAGCGGCGGCGGCGCGAGCUGAAGAAGAAGACGGGCUCGAAGGAUGAAGGCGGUUUUUCUUUCGGCGAAGACCGCGAGGACGAGCGGCCCAUCGAGGGCCUUCCGCCGCGCCCUGCGCCGCCGCCUGGGAGAGUCGAGCUCAUGAGGCGCACAGCUGUGGAGCACGUGCUGCGCGCGCUCGCGACGCUCAAGGCAGGAGACACCUUCGAAGUCCUCGUCGCGCUGCCCUUCGAGUACGCUUACAGGCUUCUUGAGUUCCUCGUCGCCCACCUCUCGCUCUUCCACGUGUUAGUGACCGCUGGCGAGCGCCCGCGCGCGCCGGAGUCGAGCAAGAAGCGACGGCGGAUGACAGCGGAGGAGUCAGAAGCGACAGCGGACGCAAAGACCGCGAAAGACGCGGUCCUCUGCCUGUGCCCAAUCGAAAGCGCCGCCCGCGUUGCCCUCAUUCUCGUGCAGCUUCAUUUCAGGCUGUUCCUUGCCUCGCCUAAGCAGCGGCAACUUCUUGCGCGACUGCAGCGCUGCCUUCGCCCUCUGCUUGUCCGCGAAAGGGACCGCAUGCGCUUCAACAACGCCGCACUGACAUUCCUCCAGAGACAGAUGCAGCAAGAACGAUUUCAGGCUCUCCCCGAUGUGGGUGCGCCCACGUCGAAGCAGGGAGCGCAAAAGUCCGUUCGCAAGGCUUAG
Besnoitia besnoiti is the source of this 3690-nucleotide messenger RNA. Its product is annotated as WD domain, G-beta repeat-containing protein. The record is from RefSeq and is a predicted model, not a curated record. The transcript has 11 exons. Gene Ontology annotation, cellular component: small-subunit processome; Pwp2p-containing subcomplex of 90S preribosome. The coding region runs from base 1 to 3690 and encodes 1229 amino acids. Gene Ontology annotation, biological process: maturation of SSU-rRNA. NCBI's taxonomy places the organism in Eukaryota, Apicomplexa, Conoidasida, Eucoccidiorida, Sarcocystidae. Gene Ontology annotation, molecular function: snoRNA binding; protein binding.